This is a messenger RNA of Oldenlandia corymbosa var. corymbosa, 3383 nucleotides long. The record is from the annotation of a GenBank genome assembly. NCBI's taxonomy places the organism in Eukaryota, Viridiplantae, Streptophyta, Magnoliopsida, Gentianales, Rubiaceae.
UUAAUAUUUUCAUUUCCGUGGUAAUUUUGCAACCACGAGGUCCACGACACCUCUUCAAAUAUCGUUGGAAACAUUCUACAAAUAAAUGAAUAAUACUCGUUCUGUCUCAAAAUUAUUGUCCAGUUUAAGAUUUUAGUUUCAGUAAAAUUUAAAUCGAAUAUAAAAACCCAAACUGGACCAUGAUUCCAGGAGGGGGGAGAAGCAACAGGUUAAUAAGAAAGUAUGUGAAUCCUGAAUCUGAGAAUACUGUAAUCUUCAAUUUCGUGGAAAUCAGAAUACUUUUAAAGACAUUUGUACUUAAAAUGAAAAUUUAAACUGCACAAUAAUAUCGGGGACGAAGGGAUUAUCUCAUUAUCUUAUUUAAAUGAGAGGCUCCAACACACUUUCUGCAGCAAAGGACCAAGAUUGCCCAUAUACAGAGUGAAAAUGACAAGUCUAGUUCUGUAUCCAUCUCCGGGCAUGGGUCACCUGAUUUCCAUGGUGGAGCUCGGAAAAUUCAUACUGAACCACCACCCUGAAUUCGAAAUCGUCGUCCUCACCGUCAGCCUCCCUGUCAACACCGGCGCCACCGCUUCAUACAUCAAAGCCGUUUCUGCUUCCAACACUUCCAUCACCUUCAUUUCCUUACCCAAUGUCACUCUUCCUCACGACCUUAACUCUUACACUGCCAUGGAAGCCAUAAUUUAUGACACCCUCCAUCUCAGUAACCCUCAUGUUCAUCAAGCUCUCCAGUCCAUUUCUUCAAAGAACAACAAUACUACCAUCUCUGCAUUCAUCAUAGACUUCUUUUGUUAUCCUUCUCUCUCUGUCUCUGCACAACUCAACAUUCCUACAUAUUUCUUCUUCACCUCUGGCGCAAACUGUUUAGCCACUUUUCUGUACUUUCCAACCCUCCAUAGAUCAACCACCAAAAGUUUUAAGGACAUGAAUGAAAUUCUUCAUAUUCCAGGCUUACCACCAUUACCAUCUUCUGAUAUGAUACUGCCAAUGCUUGAUAGAACAACUCCAGAAUACGCAUGUUUCUUGGAAACAGCUACCUUUUUACCCAAAUCGUCUGGAAUCAUAAUCAACACCUUCAGUUCCCUCGAAGAAGAAGUUCUGAAAUCAAUUUCUCAAGGAACUUAUGUCCAGGAUGGACCCACUCCCCCUCUGUUCCCCAUAGGACCUCUGAUUUCAACUCAGGGUCGAGGAAGAAAGCACGAUUGCCUGGAAUGGCUAGACAAGCAGCGAAGUGGAAGUGUAGUUUUCCUCUGUUUUGGGAGCUUGGGUCUGUUUUCUGCAGAGCAAUUAAGAGAAAUUGCUAUUGGUUUGGAGAAGAGCGAGAAAAAGUUCUUGUGGGUUGUGCGGAGUCCACCUUCAAAGGACAAAAGCAAACGGUAUUUGCCACCGCCGGAGCCGGAGUUGGAUUUGCUACUCCCGGACGGUUUCUUGGAAAGAACAGAGGACAGGGGAUUGAUUGUGAAGUCUUGGGCUCCCCAGUUGGAGAUUCUAAAUCAUGGAUCCGUGGGCGGGUUCGUCACGCAUUGUGGGUGGAAUUCGGUUUUGGAAGCAGUUUGUGCGGGUGUGCCAAUGGUGGCAUGGCCGCUUUAUGCAGAACAGAGGAUUAACAGGAUAUACUUGGUUGAGGAACUGAAGCUGGCUUUACCAAUGGUUGAAGGAGAGAAUGGAUUCGUGAACUCAAUUGAGGUGGAGAAACGUGUGAGGGAAUUGAUGGACGAGGAAGGAGGAGGAGGGAAAUUGAUCAGGGAAAAUAUCCAGGCCAAGAAAGAGGAAGCUGAACUAGCAAUGGCGGAUGGAGGUUCCUCCGUUAUUGAACUGCAGAAAUUGGUUGAUUCCUGGAAGCUAUCCCUGUAACUGAGGAUGGGAGAUUUUACAAAAUUACUAAUAAUUCAAAUUUUUAUUUAUUUAUUUUUUUUUUGGGGGGAAAUUUCAAAGUGCAAAAUGAUUAUGCUGCCUGCUUCGCUAGUGUCCACAAAUUCUUCUUCUUUUUAUCUUUUCUUGCAUCAUGUCCUUUGAUGAUGAUGCUUGUACAUUGCUUGCACUUUCUGUGUUCUGUUUUCCCCAUUCAGGCUGGACUUUAGGUUGGUCCAACAUUGUAUAAAACCCAAAAAUCGUCACAUUCAUCUUAUGAUAAUGUUAGUGGCCUCUAAUUUCAAGCUUUCAACACCUUCAACCCCAUUGAUCAAAUAUCAUCAACUCACCUUUGGAACUCCUUCAGGCGCGGCAGAAUAUCAUCAUCAUCAUCAACUUAUACAGGUGUUGAUUGUUGAAUAAAUUCAGAAUUUAGUUCGAUUAGGUGAUUCUUGCUGGGCAUGGUCUUGUUGUAUUUUGUACAUAGAAGUUGGAUUAGUUGUCAUGAGUAAAUGUCUUGAAAGUUUGGUAUAGCUCGUUGCUCUCCUGAUUUGCUUGCAUGUUUGUGCUUAAUCUAUUUUGCAUUGCUUAAGAAUGUUUAUAAAGCUAUUAUGAAUCAUAGAUUACGAGAUUUCCCUUUUUAGUAGUUAGGAGCAAAACUUGGAUGUGGCAGCUCAUAUUUUGUACAGGUUGAAACAUCUCCUAAAAAACAAUUCUAUGUUUUCUUUCUUAUCAGAAUCUGAUAAUUAACAUCGAGUAACAAACACGUGGUUAUUUUAUUUUAUUUUAUUUUUUGAAAAAGUAGCACGUGGCUAUGAAUAUAUAUAUAUAUAUAUAUAGUAUUUUCUUUUUACAAAUUAUGAAUACUGACUUUAUCAAAUUCUAUAGAACAAGAAGAAAAAAAGUGAAAUUUCCAAAACCAUCGACUUUUCAGUCCGUUUUGAUAUCGCGACGAAGUUGUCGACCAGGAGUUAUAGGUCUUAUUAGAGUUGAGAAUGGCUAUUGGAAAGCAGGUUGGCUUAGUGUAAUCAGCAUGGACGGUCACGAUCAAGUAUUUUCACGGAGAAAUCAAUUUCACAUUUUAUUUUCAAAUUUUGGAGGUUAUCAUCAUUUUGUACGACCCCGAGCGUGCUAGUUCAUAACAUUGUAGGAAUUCGUUUGGUAGAGUUAUUAUUGCUUAACUUUAAGGUUUUGCCUCCCAAUUCUAUUAAAAAUAGUAAUAAUUAAAAAAAAAAUGAUUCCGCCACCAAGUAAACAAGCGUACGUCGACUUUAUUGUCGGGAUAAGGAGAGAGAUGCCGAAGUCGACGAAUAUUUCUUCAAUUUUUUUCCUCAUCGAAUUGAGUAGCUCAGCUGCGAUAUGUUUGUUUCACUUGAUUGAUUUACAACAAAGUACUACUCCAAUUUAAUGUAACACUUAUCAAGUUAGGGUUUUGGGCUGAGGCUUGACGUUUUUUGUUUGUUUUUUUUCUGUCUUGUUCAAAACCAACUCCAGCAUACAUGUCAAAAGGCAAGCAACUUAAUUAUACGCCA